This is a messenger RNA of Cheilinus undulatus (humphead wrasse), 1476 nucleotides long. RefSeq names its product gastrula zinc finger protein XlCGF57.1-like. Lineage: Eukaryota; Metazoa; Chordata; Actinopteri; Labriformes; Labridae. Bases 1 to 1476 code for a protein of 491 amino acids. Gene Ontology annotation, molecular function: RNA polymerase II cis-regulatory region sequence-specific DNA binding; DNA-binding transcription factor activity. The record is from RefSeq and is a predicted model, not a curated record. The transcript has 5 exons. Gene Ontology annotation, biological process: regulation of transcription by RNA polymerase II.
AUGUUUUCAGUGGACAGGUUCAGAGAUGUCAACGAGACUGCUGCAGCUGAGGAAAUAUGUGACGAUGCUACAAGAGCUGCCGUCGAGUGCAAGGCAGAGAUCGACCGUCAGAGCAGAAUGCUGGAUAUCGUCUGGAACCCUUACAUCCUAUUACACAGAAUAGCGCUGAACGGACAGGAUGUAGAGAUAGAGCCCUGCGUCGGACAACUAACACCCUACCUGCCCAUUCCCCCUGAUUUCCUGAUUAUUAACACCUGCCUGUACAACGCCCCACAGCAACAUGUGUGUAAGGAGGAGAAGACUGUGGCUGAGCAGGAGCUCUGUCACCAGGAGAGGAAGUCCAGUCUGGCCCAGGGGGAGCCAGAGCCUCCACAGAUUAAAGAGGAGCAAGAGGGAGAGCAGUUCAUAAAGGAGGAGACUGACACAUGGAUGUUGACUCUUACUAAGGAGGAAAGUACAAAGUCGUACACCUGUGGUACCUGUGGGAAGUCAUUUAUCCAUAAAUGUCAUUUGGAUAGACACUUCAACAUCCAUACAGGUGAAAAACCACAUAGCUGCACAGAAUGCAACAAAUCUUUUAGACGAAAAGAUAGAUUGACAGUCCACAUGAGAUCACACACAGGUGAGAAGCCUUUCUCCUGCACCACCUGUGGAAAAAACUUCAGGGAUAUUUCAAAUUUUAAAAAUCACAUUCGUACUCACACAGGUACAAAGCUGUACACCUGUGAUACCUGUGGGACAUCAUUCACCGAGAAAGGUAGAUUGGAUAGUCACUUAAAGAUCCAUACAGGUGAGAAGCCUUUCUCCUGCAGCAUCUGUGGAAAAAGAUUCAGGUGUAAAUCAAUAUUGAAUAAUCACAUUCUUACUCACACAGGUACAAAACCAUACACCUGUGGUACCUGUGGGAAUUCAUUCACCAAGAAAGGUAGUUUGGUUAGGCACUUAACCAUCCAUACAGGUGAAAAACCACAUACCUGCACAAUGUGCAACAAAUCUUUUAGACAGAAAGAUAAAUUGACUUUCCAUAUGAGAUCACACACAGGUGAGAAACCUUUCUCCUGCAGCACCUGUGGAAAAAGAUACAGGGAUAUUUCAAGUUUUAAAAGUCACAUUCUUACUCACACAGGUGCAAAGCCGCACACCUGUGAUACCUGUGGGAAGUCAUUCACCAAGAAAGGUAGUUUGGAUAGGCACUCAAAGAUCCAUACAGGUGAAAAACCACAUACCUGCACUAUGUGCAACAAAUCUUUCAGACAUAAAAGUACCUUGACAGACCACAUGAGAACACACACAGGUGAGAAGCCUUUCUCCUGCAGCGCCUGUGGAAAAAGAUUCAGGCAUAAAUCUAAUAUGAAUGAUCACAUUCUUACUCACACAGGUAUAAAGCCAUACACCUGUGGUACAUGUGGGAAGUCAUUCACCAAGAAACGUCCUUUGGAUCGGCACUUUAAAGUCCAUACAGACAAUAAUGCUUAA